CGAUCUUAUGAUAAAACGCUAGAUUUGAAUCUGAUCUUGUGUUCGAAGAAGAAGCUUCCAGCUAAGCUAAAGCUAUGAAGCAACUGAAUCUACCAUUCUCCAAGCGCAACCCUCGCCAAUGGCGUCUCCUCGACAUCAUAACCGCCGCCUUCUUCGCCGUCGUCCUCCUCUUCUUCAUCCUACUUUUCACUCCUCUCGGCGAUUCCAUGGCCGCUUCUGGUCGCCAAACGCUCCUCGUCUCCACGACGUCGGAUCCUAGGCAACGCCAGCGGCUGGUGACUCUCGUUGAGUCCGGUCACCAUUUGCAGCCGAUCGAGUAUUGUCCCGCGGAUGCCGUCGCUCACAUGCCUUGCGAGGAUCCGAGGAGGAACAGCCAGCUUAGCAGAGAGAUGAAUUUCUAUAGGGAGAGACAUUGUCCCUUACCGGAGGAGACUCCUCUCUGCUUGAUCCCUCCGCCUAACGGAUACAAAAUCUCAGUUCCGUGGCCAGAGAGUCUACACAAGAUUUGGCAUGCAAACAUGCCAUAUAAUAAAAUUGCUGACCGGAAAGGUCACCAAGGAUGGAUGAAAAGGGAAGGUGAAUACUUCAUUUUCCCUGGUGGUGGCACCAUGUUUCCUGGCGGAGCAGGCCAAUACAUUGAGAAGCUUUCACAGUAUAUUCCUCUUAACGGUGGAACUCUCAGAACCGCCCUUGACAUGGGAUGCGGGGUUGCAAGUUUUGGAGGUACUCUACUAUCUCAAGGCAUUCUAGCCCUCUCGUUUGCUCCAAGAGAUUCACAUAAAUCGCAGAUUCAGUUCGCUUUGGAAAGAGGAGUGCCUGCGUUUGUUGCCAUGCUUGGCACUCGUAGACUCCCUUUUCCUGCGUCAUCCUUUGACCUCAUGCAUUGUUCCCGAUGCUUGAUUCCCUUUACAGCUUACAAUGCAACUUACUUUGUCGAGGUGGAUAGGUUGCUGCGCCCGGGAGGAUAUCUUGUAAUCUCUGGACCACCUGUGCAAUGGCCCAAACAAGACAAAGAAUGGGCUGAUCUUCAGGCCGUGGCUAGAGCUUUGUGCUAUGAGCUAAUUGCCGUUGAUGGAAACACUGUCAUCUGGAAGAAGCCUGUUGGAGAUUCAUGUGUGUCCAGCCAGAAUGAGUUUGGGCUUGAGUUGUGUGAUGAGUCUGUGCCGCCAAGUGAUGCAUGGUAUUACAAAUUGAAGAAGUGUGUUACUAGGCCAUCGUCUGUCAAAGGAGAAAUUGCUUUGGGAACUAUUCCCAAGUGGCCGGAAAGGCUUACCAAAGUUCCUUCUAGAGCCAUUGUUAUGAAAAACGGGUUGGAUAUGUUUGAAGCAGAUGCGAGGAGGUGGGCAAGACGAGUUGCCUAUUACAGGGAUUCUCUGAACUUGGAGUUGAAACCUCCAUCUGUCCGCAAUGUCAUGGACAUGAACGCAUUCUUCAGAGGAUUUGCUGCAGCCCUUGCAUCGGAGUCUGUGUGGGUUAUGAAUGUCAUCCCAGCUCGGAAGCCAUUAACUCUUGACGUGGUUUAUGACAGAGGUCUCAUCGGUGUUUACCAUGACUGGUGUGAACCCUUUUCAACGUAUCCCCGUACGUAUGAUUUCAUCCACCUAUCAGGAGUUGAAUCACUGAUACAACGAUCAGACUCGAGCAAAUCCAGGUGUAGCCUAGUAGAUCUAAUGGUAGAGAUGGAUAGAAUAUUGCGUCCAGAAGGAAAGGUAUUGAUCCGAGACACUCCUGAGGUGCUAGACAAAGUAGCACGAAUGGCCCAUGCUGUAAGAUGGUCUUUUUCAAUACAUGACAAAGACCCUGAAUCUCACGGAAGAGAGAAGAUCCUUGUUGCAACCAAACCUCUCUGGAGAAUGCCAUCAAACUCGCACUAAAGCCACACAUUGAAAGGAAAAAGUAAAAGAGAGGAAGAAGGUCUUCCCAGUCUUGUAGGUAACAGUCGCUUUCUCUCCAGCCCCCAUCUGUCUGUCCUUAAGACACCAUCCUGAUGAUAUACCUUUUUUGUGUUCGGUGACGUUGCUUCCAGAAUGUAUCGCAAUCGUAUAAUGUCCUGAUAAUGUUAAUUCUUGGUCGCACGUGGUUCUGUCAAUGGUUUUUAUGUGCCGGGUCUACCUUGUGACCUACAUGAGUAAAGUAUGCAUGUGACUCUUUUGUACUGGAGACCAUGUAUAUUAGGUGCACAUCCUCAAUACUUAUUUAUGUAUUGAAUACUGACAGUUCCUAUGAUUCAAUGUUCAGUAAAAGAGAUUCAAUUGUUGUA
Messenger RNA from Brassica oleracea var. oleracea, 2260 nucleotides. RefSeq names its product probable methyltransferase PMT13. Bases 75 to 1874 code for a protein of 599 amino acids. Lineage: Eukaryota; Viridiplantae; Streptophyta; Magnoliopsida; Brassicales; Brassicaceae. The record is from RefSeq and is a predicted model, not a curated record. Gene Ontology annotation, molecular function: methyltransferase activity. Gene Ontology annotation, cellular component: cytoplasm; trans-Golgi network; endosome. The transcript is spliced from 7 exons.